Molecule: messenger RNA, 1281 nt
Organism: Topomyia yanbarensis
Lineage: Eukaryota; Metazoa; Arthropoda; Insecta; Diptera; Culicidae
Product: queuosine 5'-phosphate N-glycosylase/hydrolase
Exons: 2
Coding region: 120-1241 (373 amino acids)
Source: RefSeq, a predicted model, not a curated record
GACCAAUUUGUAGGAUGUUUGGCCGAACCGUCAAAAUGUGACCAAUAUGGGACGUGUAUUUCCCGACAUUGGUCUAUUUUAUGGGACUUUGAGCCGAUCUCUAAUUUUCUCCUACCGGGAUGCUUUCAAAAACGCUCAAGGCGCGGUUUUUGUUUUGGGACUGUUUAGUUCAACAGUGCACCGCGUUUUCUCUUCGUUUCCUUCGUUCAAAAUUUGAAUUCAUAAAAAUGGUUACCCUUUCCCCGGCGGAAUCUGGCGAAUUUAUCGUGAAGCAUGCCACGUUUUUGAAGGUCAACGAAACUGCAAUUCAGAAUUUGGUGAAAGAGGUGAUAAACGGCAUUCAGACGAAGGUAAUUGACGUGAAUAACUUCUCCCAGCAUGAAUACCACCCGAAACCGACUGAUUCACAUGCAGCAAACUGGAUCUUCCUGAUUGAUACCCUUAAUUUUUGCUUCUGGACACCCGGCAAUGCAACCAAGUGGAAGGUCGAAGGACAAACCGGUUACUUCUCCCUGUGUGCUGCAGUUAAUCGUGCUCUCAAAGAAGGAAUCGACAUUACCAAUCCGACGUACUAUUCGAAAAUAACGCUGGAAGAACUGGAACAAAUUCUCCGAUCGGAUGAUGGUAACACAAAGGCUCCGCUUUUACAAGAAAGGGUGGAAUGCCUACACGAAGUUGGUAAAGUUUUGCUGGAGAAAUACGAUGGGAAAUUUGAAAACUGUGUCAAAGCUUGUUCGAAUUCCGCCGUUGCGCUUUUGAAGUUAGUCGUAGAAGAAUUUCCUUGUUUCCGAGAUGAGGCUACAUACAAUGGUCAGCGCGUAUCGAUCUAUAAAAGAGCACAGAUUUUGAUCGGAGAUUUAUGGGCAUGCUUUCGGGGUGAAGGUCUUGGAUACUUUCACGAUAUCGAACGGGUGACGAUGUUUGCAGACUAUCGAGUGCCUCAGGUGUUAGUUCACUUUAAAACCAUAGAGUACACGGACGAACUGCUGGAAGUGCUGAAGAUGGACAAAAUUCUACCGAAUGGUUGUCCUGAAGAGGUGGAAAUUAGAGGAGCUUCAAUCUACGUUGUGGAACGCCUCAAAGAGCUGGUGCUGGCCGAGUUGAAAGCAAACCAUCAGGAUAUUUCGGUGGAACAUUUGAAUGCGGUUUUGCUGGAUCACUUUCUGUGGGAUUAUCGGCGUAAACAUGCUGCAGAGUUGGAGUACAUUCCCUUCCAUAAAACUAUUAGCGUAUAUUAUUGAUGUGAAUGAGCUUAUUUGAAGUGUUAUGAAUUAAUAAGAA